Messenger RNA from Manduca sexta (tobacco hornworm), 1252 nucleotides. Its product is annotated as mediator of RNA polymerase II transcription subunit 13-like. The transcript has 8 exons. Gene Ontology annotation, cellular component: mediator complex. Gene Ontology annotation, biological process: regulation of transcription by RNA polymerase II. NCBI's taxonomy places the organism in Eukaryota, Metazoa, Arthropoda, Insecta, Lepidoptera, Sphingidae. Bases 143 to 1252 code for a protein of 369 amino acids. Gene Ontology annotation, molecular function: transcription coregulator activity. The record is from RefSeq and is a predicted model, not a curated record.
GUUUCCUAUCCGCCAUUUUCCAGUCGCCAUUGAAGGUGAAAACUACACUAAAUGUCGGUGAUGAUUUUAAGAUUUUGAGUGGUUUCUUUAAGAUUAUACCUGUUUUAGUGUUGUGAAAUGAAAAUGAAGUGCCGGGACUACCAUGACGCAUCAAAAUCACCAAACAAACGGUGCAAGUCUCGAGGAUUGUCAUACAAACUUCUUCGCCUUGACGGAGUUGUAUGGCAUAAAAUGGCGUAAGUUAGUGUGGGGCGAGACGAGCGGCGGCGGUGGCGGCGGCGCGGAUGGCGACGAGGGCGCCGCGCCGCUCGCCGACCCCGUGAUCAGCAGCUACGCGCGCUGCCUCGCCGGGGACAUCCUGUGCGUGUGGCGGCGCGUGCCCUCGCCGCAGCCGGUCGAGACGCUCGACUACAUGGCGGUGCCGGCGCCGCCCGCCGCGCCGCCGCUCUCGCUCCGCGCCGCCAAGGAGCUCUGGAUCUUCUGGUACGGCGAGGAGCCCGACCUCAACGGGCUCGUCGCGCCAGAACUCAUCACCAGCCAAGGCGAGCAGGGGUCGUGGGAGAGCGGCCUGUCCUACGAGUGUCGUUCGCUGUUGUUCAAAGCGCUCCAUAACCUCAUUGAAAGAUGUCUCCUGUCGCGGGACUUCGUGAGGCUCGGCAAGUGGUUUGUGCAACCGUACGACGGCGACGAGGAGGAUGUCGGCAAGAGUCCAUGGCACCUGUCGUUCUCGUUCGCGUUCUUCCUCCACGGCGAGAGCACGGUGUGCGCGUCUGUGGACGUGCGCCAGCAUCCGCCCGUGCGCACGCUCACCGCCAAGCGGCUCGCCAAGAUCAACUCGCCGGACCACAACGGAGAUGCUAAGGUGAUCCUGGCGCCGUUCGGGCUGGAGGGGCGGCUGACGGGGCGCGAGUGGGGCGAGGCGGACGCCGCCACCGCGCGCCUGCUCGACGCCUGGCGACAUCUCUACCCGCUCGAGCAGGGCUGCGGCGCCGUCGAGGUGGUGUGCGGCGGGUCGCGCAUGCGCUACCCGAGCCCGUACGCGCUGGUGACGGACAUGGAGCCGGGCGCGCGCGCGCCGCCGCCGCGCAUGGCGCCGCGCGCGCUCACCGCGCUCACCACGCCCGCGCCGCACCAGAGUGCGGAACUGUGCUUCAGCGACCCAGCCGCCGAUAAGAACGAUGACUUCGUCGACCCCACCCGCAAAACACCCUGUACCUGUACCAAGGUGAGUACACAACCGAGCAGGACGUAG